Molecule: messenger RNA, 591 nt
Organism: Mobula hypostoma (lesser devil ray)
Lineage: Eukaryota; Metazoa; Chordata; Chondrichthyes; Myliobatiformes; Myliobatidae
Gene: ascl1a
Product: achaete-scute family bHLH transcription factor 1a
Exons: 1
Coding region: 1-591 (196 amino acids)
Biological process (GO): developmental process; regulation of transcription by RNA polymerase II
Molecular function (GO): protein dimerization activity; RNA polymerase II transcription regulatory region sequence-specific DNA binding; DNA-binding transcription factor activity, RNA polymerase II-specific
Source: RefSeq, a predicted model, not a curated record
AUGGGCAGCAGCGUCAGGAACGUUGAACAGCAGCAGCCGUGUGUGGAGUCCGCCUGCCUUUACGCCGCUGCUGCGCCGGGUGAGCAGGAGGGGAGCCCCGAAGGCGGGCACCACCGGCCCCCCGCCUCCGCCAGGCUCAGGACCCAGGCGAAGAGGCAGCGCCCGUGUUCCCCCGAGCUGCUGCGCUGCAAGAGGCGCCUCAGCUUCAGCCGGUUCGGCUACAGCCUGCCGCCGCAACAGCCGGCCGCCGUGGCCCGGCGCAACGAGCGCGAGAGGAACCGGGUGAAGCUGGUAAACCUGGGAUUCGCCACCCUGCGGGAGCACGUCCCGAACGGCGGCGCCAACAAGAAGAUGAGCAAAGUGGAGACGCUGCGCUCCGCCGUGGAGUACAUUAGGGCCCUCCAGCAGCUUCUAGAUGAGCACGACGCCGUGAGCGCCGCCUUCCAGUCCGGACUCCUGUCGCCCGGCCUCUCGGCCGAGAUGAACUCCAUGGCCGGGUCGCCUGUGUCUUCCUGCUCCUCCGACGACGCCUCCUGCGACCCCCUCAGUGCCGAGGAGCAAGAGCUGCUGGACUUUACCACCUGGUUCUGA